Messenger RNA from Nezara viridula (southern green stink bug), 944 nucleotides. Lineage: Eukaryota; Metazoa; Arthropoda; Insecta; Hemiptera; Pentatomidae. The record is from the annotation of a GenBank genome assembly.
UAUCUCCAUUAUUUGAAACAAUCAAAUCUGAAACACUGCUCGUUCCUUAUUAAUUUUAUCUCUUAUGAUUACUAUUUAAUCCAUAAUUAGACCACUUUACGUUUUACUUGCUCUUCAACUACUAGUCCAAUAGGCUGUUGUUAUUGGACAAGUAUUUAGUUUUAAAAUGAAGGGGAAAAAUAUAUUCUUUUUUUUUUUCCAGAAAAUGUCUUUGUUACCUUUAUUGCAUGAGCUCCUGGAUGACCGCAGGCGGCAUCCAAUGCAUGACCUGUAUGACCAACAUUUUGGAGGUGGUCUUUGGAAUAAUGAAGUCUUACAUCCCACGGCUACCUUCCUUUUGAGUCCUAUGCGAAGUGGAUACUUGAGACCCUGGAGAAACCUAGCUGUUGACGAUUCUGGAGUUUCCUCUAUUCAAGCAGACAAACAUGGGCUGCAAGUCAAUCUUGAUGUACAACAAUUUAAACCUGAAGAACUGAAGGUUUCAGUUAUUGAUGGAUACAUAGUCGUCGAUGGUAAGCAUGAAGAACGCUCUGAUGAGCAUGGUUUUGUAUCUCGUCAAUUCACUCGGCGCUACAAGAUCCCUGAUAAUGUUGAUGAGGCUGCCCUCGAAUCCAAGCUUUCUUCAGAUGGCGUACUGACAUUAAAAGCUCCUUCAAAGGCAUUACCUGACUCAAAAUCUCGGGAGAUCCCCAUCACCCACACUAACAAACCAGCAGUCAAAGAAACAAAGAAGGUUGAAGGAGAAAAGAUGGAACAAUGAACCAACUACUUCUCUUGAAUUAUUACUUUCUUGUAAAUAAUAUUAAAUGGAAUGUUUAAGUUAGUAUAACUUUUUAUCUUGAUUAUUUUGAAGACUGAUUUUUAAAAUUCUCUCCAUUUGUGUAUAAUUUACUUUUAUUGUUUCUUUUUUUUAUUUAAUUAAAAUAAAUUAUUUGAAUUUCAAU